AUGUCGGAUCGCCAGGAUGUGUUCAUGUGGCCCACUUGCGUUGAGGGCCACGCCGUCCAUAGAGGCUGUGUAGAUCCGCGAUCUAUUGCAGCAUCUUCAUGUCCCAUUUGUCAAGCAGUGGCUCCCAGUAUUCUUGUACGACAAGUAGAGCAUCAAGAAGAACGCACGCCCGAACCCGAUCGUUGUUCGAUAUGUCUUGAAAAUUGGGGUGAUGAAGAUGCUCGGAUAACAUGGCCAAGUUGCACCCACUUCUUCCAUAAAAGCUGCUUGGAACGAUGGCGACAAUCCAGUGUUGCCUGUCCCCUUUGCCGAGAAGUCGAUCAAACCUUACUGGAGAACCGGGCAGCUAGUGAAGCAACAGAACAACAGAUAACGUAUAACACAAUCUUUGCGCCUCUUAGAGAUGAGUUCCUGCGUCGAUUGGCGGAGGACAGAGCCCCUGCAAAUGCACGCGAAGCGGAAGAGGUUGCUCAUCUGAGGAAUUUCUUUCAAAGAGAAGAUGCACGUUAUCGAAAUUGA
This is a messenger RNA of Puccinia graminis f. sp. tritici CRL 75-36-700-3, 519 nucleotides long. RefSeq lists its product as uncharacterized. Gene Ontology annotation, biological process: protein ubiquitination. The coding region runs from base 1 to 519 and encodes 172 amino acids. The transcript is spliced from 3 exons. Lineage: Eukaryota; Fungi; Basidiomycota; Pucciniomycetes; Pucciniales; Pucciniaceae. Gene Ontology annotation, molecular function: zinc ion binding; ubiquitin protein ligase activity. The record is from RefSeq and is a predicted model, not a curated record.